Messenger RNA from Triplophysa dalaica, 11023 nucleotides. Its product is annotated as GDP-L-fucose synthase-like. Gene Ontology annotation, molecular function: GDP-L-fucose synthase activity. The record is from RefSeq and is a predicted model, not a curated record. The coding region runs from base 9815 to 10762 and encodes 315 amino acids. Gene Ontology annotation, biological process: nucleotide-sugar biosynthetic process. NCBI's taxonomy places the organism in Eukaryota, Metazoa, Chordata, Actinopteri, Cypriniformes, Nemacheilidae. The transcript is spliced from 10 exons.
GUUUGUGAUAAAAUAUAAGUAAGUAUUCCUAAAUGAAACCUUGAAUAUAAUAUUCAAGACAAAAGAACAAAAAAAGUAUAACUUGAUUAAUAUCUAAAUUCAAAAAUGGAAAGCAAUGACAUGCUCCUAUCUCUCUCUCUCUCUGUUUUAUUACUCAAAUAUGCAAAUGGAGGAAAAUCAAGUAAAUUGGGACACUAUUUGACAGAAAAAAGAGGUCAUCAGAAUUAUUUUAAAGAUACCUGUAUGAAAAAAGCUUGUGUUGAAAUAUUAAUAUAGACUUAUAAACAUUGCUUCCUGUACUACUGUAAUAAACAAACAAGGGUUUUACAUGAUUAAUGACAGCUGCUCAUGUUUAAUCCUUUUUUAUGUAAUUUUUUUUUCUUUUUGUCUAAAUAAACUGUGGAGAUUAAGGGUGUGUCAGUGGUUUAACCUGUACUGAACUAUCUGUACUUCAUUGUGUGCUACCCAGCUAACAAUUUUUGGUUUACCAGAACGUCCCCCUAACGUUCAGGAGUGUUAACGUUCUGGGAACCAAGAACUAACGUUAGGGGAACGUUACCUUAACGUUAAAGAAACCAAAAACAAACUUUAAAAACGAGAGGGGAACGUUCCCGGAACGUUAGCCUAAAAUAUCUUUCUCGUCCGUUGUGCCUCACUAGUACACAGUAAUGAAUACAUCCAUGCUGUGUUUUUAUCCAUCGCUUGUCUAACGUUAAUCUAAUUGAAAUAAGUAAAAUAUAUGGAGGAUGAACUCAAUAAGAUCAUUCUUUUAACUAAUAAUUUCUUUUUCAUUACUGAAGUAGCCUGAUUUUCGAUUCAAACAGCACAGUAACGUUAUAUCAUUUCAAAUAAAACCACAAUGUGUGUAGGCCUACCUCAACAUCAGACAUUUUAGAGAUUGAUAUAAAAUAACCAAUGACUUCACCAUAAUAUUUAAAGCAGAUUUUUAUUGACAGAAGAAUAAAGAUUUAAUUUUCUUCAGGCUAACAAUAUUCUUGUCUCACCACAGAAGUACAGCGCGGCUCCGAUUUUAGAUAUAGGCCUAACAAUCAAAAGCACUGAGUUUCAGUCUUUACAUCAUCGUCUGUUGAUUUAGAUGUGUCAAACCAAUCGAAAAAUCACGAAAAUAUAAGUUUACUCUCAAAUCUGUGCGUUUAAAAAAACACUAAACUAAUGUUUAAUUGGGUGAGGUAAAACAAAAUGACCGUAAAUGUUUUAAAUGAUGGGAGUGGAGGAUGCACGUGCUCGAGCGCACACAGAUACAGUAACAGACAAACACACUAAAGAAAUACACACAGAUAUAUAUGAUUGUAUUUUCAUUUAGCUUAACUAGUUUUUUAUUUUCAGCCAUUAAAGGGCACAUUUAUUAAUUUAAUUUGGACUGUAUAACAUCUGUUAUCUUAUAAUUUCUGUAUUGCAAAUGUCACUGACAUUUACCAGUUUUAACUAUUUUUACCAUUAAAAAAACAAAAUAACCACCAGGGAACGUAAUUUUCUGGUUAUCUUAUGGUUGCAAAAUAAUAACCAAAAAAUGAACCAUCAGGGAACGUUACUUUCUGGUUAUUUAAAAAAAGAGCCUGCAACGUUAUUUUCUGGUUGUAAACCCCCCUGAAAAUAACAUUCUUAGAUUGUUAUUUUUUGGUUCCCAAAAUAAUAACCAAAAGGAAACCAAAAACUAACGUUAGGGGAACGUUCUGUGUUUGCGUGGAUGAGGUAUCGAGUUCCCCCUCGUACACGGACCCCCGAUUGAUUCUAUUGGCUGAAAGAACGUGUAUUUGGGUACUCUUUUAGCGCCUGAUUGUAAUUCUUGCGAAAUUACAUUACGAUACACGUCACUAAAACUUUGCUAAUAUUACCAUUAACUAGUAUGUAUAUGAGGCUAUAGGUAGUGAAAUCAAACAAAUCUCGUUCUUACUGUUUUAGUUAGCUUACGUAUCAACUAGCAUAGCAUAGAACUACGUGGUUAGCAAGCUAGCCCUUGACCUGAUGACAGGUGUCAGAAAUGUGUCCGAGUUAUGGGUACCUUGGUCUGAUGUCGUGCUGACGCGUGCCAAGAAACUCGCGACUGCGAGGCAGUAAGGCCUCGAUCCACUAUCGAGCGCAGUUGCUUCCCCCCUACUGCUUUGAUGAAAAGCACGAUGGGAAGAAACGACUUGCUUAGGACAGAGCUAACAUGCUCAUGGGCUGAUAUCUUUUUUUAUCAAGUUUUCCAUUAAUAAGUCCAUUAACUGAUGUGGUUUUUGUGUGGAAAAAACCCAUCUAUGUGAAAUAUAUUGUCCUCAUAACCACCUUCAAGUAAAAACAGAGUCAAUUUAGUUGCAUCGAUUUCAUCUGCGAUAAAAAAACUGCCUUUUCAUUUUUUUAUUGAAGUUAAACAAAAACAUUACAAAACUAAAUGGUAUACAGUCUUCAUUCAAAAGCAUUCAUUUUAAGAGGGGAUGAGACAAGAAUAAUAAUAAAAGUAAGACAACAAACUAAAAAACAAAGAAGACAACGAAGAAACUUUCAAUCCAUCCAUAUGAAUAAAUUCAAAACAAGAAAUAUAAUUUAUGUUAUCGAAAAAUAAUAUAUUGUCUAAAAGUCUAUUCGUCUAAUUUUGUCUAAUAAAAUUCCAGCUUUUUAUUAUUUGCUUUUGAAAGCAUUUUUUAUAUUGUCCCAACUAAAUCUUAAAAAAUAUAAGCAGGGUUGUUAACAAUACUAAAGUAUUAAUAUUAAUUUAAAAAAGUUUGACCUCCUUAUCACAGUUUCCAUGUAUUUUUUUAUGAACGACAUGUUAAAUUCUAACACAUCUUACUCAUUAAACCACAAUUAUUGCACUUUGUCCAGGAAUGACAUAAAAAUAAGGUCAGAAAGAAAAUAUGCUAUGUGUUUUCUGGAAAUGCUCUUUUUAAAUACUCGAUUCUGAUUGGCUGGAAGGUUUGCAUGAAUCCCUUUAAGCUCCAUUAAUUAAGUUUUAUUACAUUUGAAAUUUAUCUGACAAAGUCAUUGUACUUUUCAUCUGUUUGAUCUAAAAUGUCACUGUAAACAUCAAUAAAAGCCAUGGUAUAAGCGGGAUAAUCCACAGCUAGCCUUGCGUGGCUAAACCUUAGUUGUUGCACAACAAGAGGUCAACGUAAUGUGAUGAUAUUACCACUGAUUCUCGUCGUGAUGCAAUAUUACAUUACUUUAAUGAACAUUAUAAAUAAAGAAAUCAAUUAAAUAAAUUAUAGAAUAAUAAAUGAAUAUAUUGUAUGUUGUCAUACAUCUGUGUUAGAUUAGGCUAUAUCGAGUUGAUGUACUGUAAAUGUUUAAACUAAUGUCAAUAAACUCCCUCGCGUUCCGGUUCCCCCGGUCUGCUCAUGACCAGAGGCAUCAUGCGGUCAAUCGAAACUAAGCAAAUCCUUCUAGUGGAAAUUUGUUUGAUACAAAUAAAAGCAGUUGCAAUUCAAUUUCAUCGAUAAAAAGUGCUUUUAAUUAUUUUUAUUAAAGUAUAACAAAAACGUUACAAAAAAAAGAUGGUUUACGGUUUAUAUUCAAAACCAUAAAUUUUAAGAGGGGCUAAGACAAGAAAAAUAAAAGAUAAUACAACAAACCAUACAACAAAGUUUUACAUUUCACAAUUUUCAAUCCAUCCAUAUUAAUACAUUUAAAUCAAGAAAUAUAAUUGUUAUUAACGAAUAAGUCUUACAAAAUUCCAGCUUUUUAUUGUUUGCUUUUGACAGAACUUUUGAAUAUUGUCCCAGAUCAUUCUUAAUAUAAACAGGGUGAUUUUUAAAAAAUACAUUUGGGAAUACAGUUCUUAGCUAACAAAGUAAGUUAUUAAUAUUUAUUUUUCAAAAGUUUGACCUCCUUUUCACAAUUUCCAUAUUUAUUUUAAACGCCAUGUUUAAUUCUAACACAUUUUACUAAUUUAACAACAAUUAUAGCACUUUGUCCAGGAAUUAAGUAAGGGAUUAACGUGGAGGGUGGUUUAAAUCCUUUAACGCAAUUAGCUGCUCCGGACAGGGUUAAUUUCCCAGCAUAAAUUGCCAUAGUAGCGGAGUUACAACCAACAGAGAACAUGACACCAACCAUUACUGACCAAGGGAACACUUCUAUUUAGUUGUCUUGGUUAUUUAGCGUCUUUUUGUUGAAUGAGAGGUGCAUCUUAAGUACACAAAAUAAAAAACCAAGUUUGUGCAACACACUUGCUAAUCAAACUAACUGUAUUCACUUACCUUUCUCCUAUUAUUGACCACAUUCUUCAUUUUGUGUGUUUUGCUGCAGGGAGGGUUUCACCUUAAACGUCACUGAUUCAUAAUAGGCUAUCUAUUAAUUUUCCACACAAUUACAGUCAGACUUCCGGGGACGCAGUUGAGCAGAUAAUUCCGUGUUUUUAUUCUUAAAGUCAUAAACUCUUCAUGAUAGGGCCUACAGUUAGUUCUGCAAAACCUUGCGUUUUAAUCUGAUUUCAGCUGAUAUAGAGUUUAUUUCUAAUGAUAAUCAUCAAAUUUGAGAACAAACUCAGUUGACUCGAGUCUCAUGACAUCAAAUUUGAUGACUUGUGCCUCGACAAAAUCAGAGAAGAGUGGUGACUUGACGUACAGCAAUGCGUAAACGAUGCUGAUAACCUGGCAUCAAGUGAUCAGUAUCUACUUUAAAAACGCAAAAGAGAUGUACUUUUGUUUCAACAUAGUGUGGUAGUCGCGGGUCCUUUGUAAGCAUGAGGUGGUCAGCUUUAUUUAAAUGGAGAAACGUCAGGCAAACGUAACAUCAGUUUUAUGAAACAUGCAGUUUAGAAGCUAAUAAAAAGAUUUUUGUAUAUACAGAAAUAAAAGCUAACCAAGUAUGAUUGUAGAAUGAAGGGUUUAAAUUUAAAAAUUGUGUAGCCUAUACCACACACAUAAAUCAGGUGUAGAUUAAACGGCAUUUGAAGAUGGGGUAUGUUUGUAUUUAUAUUGAUUUACAAUAUUUGUUUAAAUUUCGGAGGACGGGAGAGCAAACUGUUGCAAGAGUUAGACGGACUGAAGGACACAGAGUUAAAGAAAUGUAAGAGAAAAGAGUGACUCAUUUCUUACAACUAAAGCACUGCCUAGUCAGUAGUAUGCCGGAAAAUAUCUUAAUACUUUCUAUACUCUUACAAAAAGGUUGUUCAAAUAUGGAAGAUUCACAGCCAGUGCAUUAUUAAACAUUAUAAUUAAUCUCGGUUUUAUUACUCAAAUAUGCAAAUGGCGGCACUUUUUGACAGAAUGGAGGUCCUCAGAAAUAUUUUUAAGAUACGUAUUUGAAAACAGCUUUUGUUUAAAUAUUAAAAUUGACUUAUAAACAAUCCUGACUGAACUACUGUGAAAAACAAGUAAGGGUAUAUGAACAACGACAUCGGCUUAUGUUUAAUCCUUUCCAACGUACAUUUCAAGCUUCUUUUCUGUCUGAAUAAACUAUUAUUGAGUUUAAGGGCGUGUCAGUGGUUUAACCUGACUUUGAACUAUACGUUCUUCAUUGUGUGCUUCGAGUAAGGGCGUGUUUACCAUUUCGUUACCCUAAGCAAAGUCAAGACCUGAGGCUUAUGAAGGACCAGGAGAGUCAUGUGUAAAGUAAUAAAGCAUUUAAUUGUUUAAUAACUAAUUCUUCAAUAAAAAUAGGCAUUAAUUUUAUUAUUAAAUUAUUUUUAAUUUCAUUUUUUAAUUCAAAUAUAAAUAGGCGAAUUGACAAAGUAAUUUGCUAUAUAUUGUUUUAAUGGGCAAUAAAAAGCGUGAUUGUAAAAAUAAUUAAUAAAUGAAAUAUUAAUCCAUCAAUAAAUACUUCAAUUUAAAAAGGGACUUGAAUUCCUUUAUAAAUAGUGGAAUUUCAAAAUCUAUUUCAAAAUGCGAUUUAAAAAGAGGAAUAAAUAAUUGGAUUUACCCAGCAGGCACCGGACGUCAAUGUAACGUCAGAAUGAUGUUGGACUCCGACGUUGCAUAUUAGUUGAAAAUGUAAAUCGGGUUGAUGUCAAAACCCAACGUCAAACUGACGUCAAUCUCCAACGCUGAUCAAAUGUUAAAUUUUGGUUGUAAAUAAAAGUCGUGUUGACGUCAGAACCCAAAGUCAAUCCGAUGUCAAUCUUCAACAUUGUCAAUUCGGUUGACAUCAGAAUCCCAUUUUGGACCAGUUGCAUUGCAGUUGGUUGAUCUCAAAACUGGAAACACUGUCUUUAAAUCAAGCUCGACCUCUGAAAAGAUUUUUGUCCCAAAUCAAAAUCGUUACCUGUCAAAAACCAAGGAUAGCGGUCAAAUUUUGUUGGCAUGACAUAAAACUUUUAACAGAUGCUGGUUUUUGUUGUAAAAAAAAAUUAACAUACCGAGAAAGCAUGUUGAGAAAAUGAUAUAAUCUGACAAAUUAUUAAUUUCAGAACAUUAGCAAAGAUAAAAGUUGAAACUUAAAGUGAAACUUGAAUCCACACAUUUUGGGUGGUUUUAUCAGAAAAAAGAAAAAAAAGAGAUGAACUGGAUUGUGAAAAAAAUCUUUACAUUUUUUAAAACAAGUUUUACAAAUAUUUCACAUGUUUAGAAAAAUAGUUUGGAUCAAUUUUUUUAAAAUAAGAUUAGAUAAUUAACCAUCUACAAUCUGAACAGAAUGUAAAAUAAAUAUUUAAUAACUAAAACUGAAUAGUUGCCACCUCCACCAACUCUGUCUGGUACAUAUUUUAAACAAAAGGCGAUGGUCGCUCCAAUGUUUGCCUCCGUCUCCUUCAAUGUUUUCUGGACACUCUCUGUAAGAAAUAUGAGAAUUCCACAGAAUAUUUUAGACCACUUCAAUUCUGACUACUACCAGUAUAGUAAGAGACUUUCAACCAGUUUCUUGAAAUAAAAAUCUUCUCUAGCUUUAAUAGCCGUGAACAUUAAACAUUCCUGCAGGUAAUUGCUGCAACUAGAUACUGUUUCAGCUUUUGAUGCAUUUCAGAAGUGCUGAGCAGACAAUGACAUGAAAAAAACAUGAAUGCAAAUGUCUUAAGGUAAAUUAACAUAUAUAGGACAUGUCAGUAUGAAUGCUAAAACAAUUGUUAGAGUUCUGAACAAUUAAAGAUCUCAAAUGGAAUAAAGUUAUGCUGGCGACAGGAAUGACCUGCCAAUCAACAAGUGUAUAUAGGAAUGUUUGUUUUAUUUCUGUGUGACAACUGCAUAACUCUGAAAAAAAGUUUUGACAACACCAGAGGGAUACCACAGUUUCUGAAAUGUAAUGUGACAUUUUUUGAAGGUAGCAGAUAGAUUGAUCACAGCUUGACUACAACACGUAAUAAGUGGUUUUCACUGAAAUACCAGAAUUUAAACUAAACAACCCUCAAUGUCACAGUGAUGCAGAACUAAUAUUUUCAUUCUUUAUUUUUACCUGUGAUAACAGCAUACGGGUGGAGCUUAGUGAAGGCAAGUUUCCCUUCAUAUGAAAACUCCCCAUGACCUCAUUUGUCAUCAACCUGUGAAUACAAGAGGAAUAAUUAAUUAUACAUGACACAUUGAGCCAGUUGAGUUUGUUUAAACUUCAUCACUUUAAUUAGGGUUGGGAACUUAGAACAUGCCAGUUCUUAUCUAGAACAGGAUCUGUUUUAUUUUAAAGAACCGGAACUGUGAGAGAUUAGGUUCCUGAAAGUGGUUCUAAUGCGACGUAUGGCCAAGUGCUGUGAACAACUUUGGGCAGCCAUUUUCCAUGAGGCGUGUCACAAAUCAAACAGAAACGCCACACCACCUCUAAUAACUGAACAGACACAUUGUCUCAUUGGUCCUGUGGGUGCUAGAUUAAUGGUCAUAGACUAACCCAAAUUGGCAGGUUAUAAUCUUAUUGCAGCACAACUGAUACUGCGCCAUUUCAAAUUGUAAAACCAGUACCAUUUUAACAACUUGGCCCAGUAUUGAUACUGAAAGUCAGUAAGUGUCAUGAUUCCGCUAUCAUGUCAUGUUUAUUCUUGUUCGUGCAGCUGAGUCAUGGCUAAACCUAGGGUUUUGUGUGAGAAGGACAUGGCGUGGCUUAAUUAUUGGCUGUCAUGCGCCUUUUCAUGUCUCGUCUAUGGCCCCGCCCCUCUCGUCUCCUCGUUAGCUUCCCUUGAGUGUUUUAUUACCCACACCUGCCUAUUGUUAAUAAUCCUUUUGUUCGUCUCCCUAUUUAAUGCCCUUGUAUUCUCUGUGCUGGGCUCGUGUGUCUUUUAAACUUUGAUGUCCGUUUGCUCGUCUGAUUCUGCUGAUUUAUCCAUAUGCUGUGUCCCAGCGUUUCUGCUCCAGCACUCUGAACCUGAGAGUUUUUGUUACAGUUUGGCUGUCUCUGUUAUCUUAGUUAUUUUUCCCCAUUGUGGGUUUUUGUUUUAGUGUUUUAUUAGCUGUCCACUGCACCCUACUUGUAAGUCGCUUUGGAUAAAACCGACUGCCAAAUAAAUAAAUGUGUAAAUGUGUUUUGGGAUAUUUCACAGUAUGAAUUCAGCGCUAUUACUAGUCUUUAAUAACUACAUAAGAAGUUGGAAACAUCAGCACAUUCUUCCUACAGAGUCUUCCUGUAUGUAAGCAAUAUAAAUCAUGUUCUGUAUCAAAAUUAUUUUUGAAUCAGCUUUACGUGUUACAAAUUUGAUAAAAAAAAAAAUGCAGAUUAACAAAGUAGGGAAAAUUAAAUGUGAAAAGUUGUGUGAAACUGUUAUGGGUACUAUGUUACCUGAUAAGGAGAAAGUCAAGGGGGGUAGAUUAAAUGCAUGAAAAAACUAAUGAAAUUUGAAUGGAUUUUAAUGGUUAAUAAGGAUGGAUCAUUUAAUAGCCUUUAUCUAAUCAGAUGGCCUUACAUUGUGUCAUCUCACAAGGUUUCUUUUUCACUCGCAGCAUGCGGAAAAAAAUCCUUACAACUAGGAACGAGAUAUUUUAUUUAACGCUGAAGAUGCGCUUCGUUGUUUAUGUCAAAUGAUUUUACCACUUGUAGCCACUAGGGGGGCCCCCAAGCUUGCGGGGCUCUACGCAUUUGCAAUAAAAAAAAAACCAUGCAACGAAAAUAAAUAUACGCGAAAUAGGCCUAUUUGACAAUUACCAGAUUAACAAAAGAGAAAAUGCUGACAAGAUCCCAGCCAAGGGCGUAGCAAGCUUUUCAAAAGUGCGGGGGAUGGAUGUGGUUUGUUUGUUAACAAUGAAAACGAUGAAUGGCAAUGACAGAAUGGUACAAAUGGUAUAACAAAAGAUAUAAAAAGCUUCCGUUUUAAAUGAGUAAUACUAGAAAAGUAUAAAAACACACAGCAAAUAUGUCAAAACUACACUGAAAAUACACAACAGUAGACUUGCUAAUGAAUCCGAAUCCGAAAUACUUUAAUAAUCACAGGGGGAAAAGACCGUGGUAAACUUGAUAAAAAAAACCCAUAAAUAUACUGCUUAACAAGGACAAUUUGUCCCUCCCCCUCGUCAAUUCCCUGCUUUCUUCACCACAGUUACUUCAUACAUUGCAUGCCAAAUAAAUAACCGAAUUUAGCUAGCUUCUGUACAAUAUCCAAAUUUGCAUAAUGCAUUAGUCUAAAAAACAAUAUAAUUCAGAAAACACUCGACAUAUCAAGAAAACAUGAACAGAACUUUUUCCCAAGCACAUAAAGGUUAUUUAAAAACCUCGAAAGCAUAAACACUCAUUCAAAGUAACUGGAAAAGGGAGACGUAAAUAACCAUAAAUUCCCAUCUCCUCAGCACGAGCUGACCUAUACAUCUAAAACACCAAGAGAGGCGGGACUUAAAGCAGAACAGCCAAUCAUCAUCCGGUCACACUCAAAGCCUGAGUGUCCUGUUUGAGAGGGAGGGGGAGGAGUCAGCCGCAUCGAGCGCAGACACAGAGCGUCCGGAGAGCGACUGCUUUGGAAGGGCAGGUUGUGACGAUGCGUGUGUUGGUGACGGGUGGUAGCGGGCUGGUCGGCCGAGCGAUCGAGCGGGUGCUAAAGGAGGAGGGUGAAGCAAGAGAAGGAGAGGAGUGGAUAUUCCUGUCAUCCAAAGAUGCCAAUCUCAUAAACGCUGAAGAGACGACAGCAAUCUUUCAGAAGCAUCGUCCGACACACGUCAUUCAUUUGGCCGCUAUGGUGGGUGGAGUCUACAAACACAUAAGACAGAAACUGGACUUCUGGAGAAAUAACAUUCGGAUCAAUGACAACGUGCUGCAUGCAUCUCAUGAGGUCGGGGUGGUGAAGGUGGUGUCCUGUCUGUCCACAUGUAUCUUCCCUGAUAAAACAACUUAUCCCAUCGACGAGACUAUGAUCCACAACGGUCCUCCUCAUGAGUCUAAUUUUGGAUAUGGGUAUGCCAAACGCAUGAUUGAUGUCCACAACAGGGCGUGUUUUCAGCAGUACGGACGCCGGUACACCGCUGGGAUCCCGACCAACAUAUUCGGACCUCACGACAGCUUCAAUAUUGAAGACUGUCACGUGCUUCCUGGACUGAUUCACAAGACAUACCUGGCAAAGAAGGAAGGGAAAGCGCUGGAGGUUUGGGGCUCCGGUCGUCCCCUGCGCCAGUUCAUCUACUCACUGGAUCUGGCUCGUCUGUUUCUCUGGGUUCUGAGGGAAUAUGAUGAGGUGGAACCCAUCAUACUGUCAGUGGGGGAAGAGGACGAGGUGUCCAUCAAAGAUACUGCAGAGGCUGUGGUCGAAGCGUUUGGCUUCCAGAAUGAUGUCAUUUAUGACACCAGUAAAACAGACGGUCAGUUCAAGAAAACCGCCAGUAACGCCAAGCUUCGCAAAUACCUGCCAGACUUCAAAUUUACACCGUUUAAAACAGCCGUCAAGGAGACGUGUGAUUGGUUUGAGGCCAAUUAUGACAUCGCCAGGAAAUGAAGAAAUCAUUGGAUGUCUUGAAACUAUGCUAGACAUGAGUGAUAACACACACAGGCCUUGUGCGUUUUUACAAAAAUGAACAGAAUCUUAUAAGCUCUUCUCAUUAUUAUUUUAUUAAUAAACACUAUAUUUGAUCUGUUUUUACUGUUCAGGGUUUUUUCUCAGGUGAUUAAUAUAUUUUAAUUACAGAAAAAUACAUUUUGGUAAACUCUCCCUUUAAUGUGAUGAAUGUUGUGAUGAAUAUUGUAUGUUUUAAUCAGG